Brassica rapa (field mustard) is the source of this 5826-nucleotide messenger RNA. RefSeq lists its product as uncharacterized. The record is from RefSeq and is a predicted model, not a curated record. Lineage: Eukaryota; Viridiplantae; Streptophyta; Magnoliopsida; Brassicales; Brassicaceae. Gene Ontology annotation, molecular function: zinc ion binding.
ACUUGAAAAGUUGUUUGGACCCUUCCUUUUUUUUUUUUUUUUGGUCUUUCUUAUAUAUCAUAUGUUAUCCCUAUUUAAUCUCACUUUGUUAUCAGCAAAAUAAAUAUUAUUAAUUGGGCUUUGGGCGUUUAAAUUAAAAAAGAUAAUUUAAAUUCCACUAGUUGACUGUUGGGAUUUGGAAGCAAGGUACUUGAGAAAGUUCCCAGGUGAGUUAGGGUCCCACAUGGCGUCGGUGAGUCAGAUCCCUUUCCAGCUAUACUCAUACCGAGUUUUGGAAAGAGAGAAAAUGAAUCCAACAAACUCAAAAGAAAGCAGUAGUACAGAGGCAAGCGAAUCAGAAGUUGAAGAUCCACCUAAUGCCGUGAUAAUAAGAGAUACAAAGUCUUUGUGUUUAGAUACAAUAUCUGAAUACUCGGAUACAAGAUCAGUUUACUCAGAAGCUCCCAUCAAAAAGGUCUCAGCUUCAAAGAACAGUGACGAAUUGGUAAAGCUCAGAAAAAGUCCAAGCUUAGGGUCGUCAACAAAGUUGAGAUCAACCGGAACUUCGCCGGUAAAAGCAAGAUCAUCACCAAAAGCAUUACCUAUGAGUUCAUUUGGAAGAAGCAUAAAAACGAGGAAGGAUAGUCGAUUGCCUUUGAGUCCAAUGAGUCCACUAAGUCCAAGGAGACGUAGACAGCAAACUGGUCAUGCUUCUGACUCGGAGCUUACUUAGCUUUUUUCAUCAAAACCAGAUCAUUAAGAAGCUGGAGAAGUACUUCUAAGUCAGCAUUUCAUAGAUUCAGACGUGAGAAACACACAAAAAAAAAAGAAGAAAAAAAAAUGAGGUAAGGAUCUCUGAAUACUUUUUUUUGUCAGUUAAUUUAGAAGCUCCCCUUGGGAUUUUGUCUUCAGGAAUCAGGAGUAUUGGUUUUAUCAUCUUUUGUAGCUUUUUGCAAGUUACUUUUUCGAGCGGGUAAAAAAAUCAAGAACUUCAAUGGUUUUUGAGGUUGAUGGAUAUUAUUGUUGUAAUGGAUUUUUCUAAACAUAGUACAGCUUCAAAGUAAAAAAAUCAAGAUCUUAAAUGGUUUUUGGUAGCUAAUGCUGUGAUGGUUUUUCUUUGAAAAAAUUGCCAAAACACCACAGAAAAUCAACUACAUUGUCCCUAUAGCAUAAAUCUUUUUUUGGUCGGAUUUGGACAUAGAUGCCCUUGGCCAACUUCAAAAAAUCAUAUCAAUUAUUUUAAGAGUCAGAAAAAUAUGAAAAAUUAUUCAAAAUGUACAUAAACAUGAAACAAUCAUAUGAAAAAUAAUUUGGCUGACUAAAUAUUAGUGUAACACAAUUUUAUAUUUUGAUCUUCGGAUCGCAGAAAACAAAAUCUACUAACUACGGAUAUGUAGAUCGUAGUUUCGGUUAACUACAUAGGUAUCUGACGCAUGAAGAUAGUAAAGUCUACGGUUUCGUAAUAUGUCUACUACCGUAGAAAGAAAAGGUUACGGUUUUGCUUACGAUCUGAACCCCGAAAGAUUUCAUGAACUAGUGUCUCCUAUAUAACUACUGUCCCGGAAUCAUAGAAUCUGCCAGUUACUAAUCCUCUACCACGGUAAUAUUUCGUUAUCUACUAAGAUACUAUAACCUAUCUCUGUAGGAUUAUACAUUCUGCCGCCGUAUCUACCAUCAUAUAUCAAAGCUACGGGCAGCAGAAUGCAUGUUCUGCCAAAUUCGAAUUAUUUUCGAAAAUAUUCCUUAAAUCUCUCCAAAAUCUGUUGAGAAAUAUUCUGUAAAUCUUUAAUUUUCUAAAUUUUACGUGUUUCCUAAAGUUAUGUUUUCUAAAAAAUAACUGUGAUCUCUCUUCUUCUUCUUCACAACUUCUUGAUUAAUUUUGAAACCACCCCAAAAAUUUGAAUCCCUUGUUGAAGAAUAUGCAUAUCUAUGCCUCUUGUGGGGUGUGGAAAUUUGAUCCCUGUAAAGGAUGGGGAUUUGCUUUUGAUAAGGAAAAAGGAGGAAGAGUACUUGCUGUGGAAUUGACAAGUUCCUUUGAAGAUCUAAGGACUACGACUUUUGAGGAUUUUGGCAUUGACCAAAACGAUGUCGAGCUUGAGUUAAGCUACUUACCUAUGGAGUUAAUCAGUACGAUAGACUGUCCUCCAGUUAUCAUUGGGAAUGAUCGGCAAGUCAAGAAUUUUCUUACAUAUGUACGUGGAAAAGCUUCUUCAAGGUUGUGUGUGUCUAUUUCACCUCUCAAUGCAAACAACGACAACAUUGAGCUUGAUAAGGAGCAAUCUAACGCGUCUGGCAGAGACCGACGUGAGCCUCCCUCCGUUUCACCUGGAGAUGACAUUGGUAGUUCUUCUCAAUCGAGCAAGGAUGGUGAAGACGAAUGUAACUUGAACGCCUUGAAAGAAAAUGAAGAUGCUGACUUAAGUGGAAAAGAAGAGGAUAGGGGAAAAAGUGUUCGGUUCUCUUUGAAGCAUGUUGUGAAGACGGGUGAAACGUUUCAAAACAAAUCUAAGUUAAAAGCAGCAUUGGAAAUGUCAGCAAUGAAGAAUAACUUCGAUUAUAAAGUUGUGAAUUCUGAUAGAAAACUUUGGUACAUCCGAUGCGUGGACAACAAGUGUAGGUGGAGUGUUCGUGCUGAGGGGUUAUCAGGAUCUACAUAUUUUAUCAUCAAAAAAUAUGUGGCGGAUCAUACAUGUGCUGCGUCAAAUAUGGAUAAUGGUGGUCGGACAGCUUCUGCAAAAACUAUUGAGAGUCUAAUAAUGCAUAGGUAUGAUGGUGUCAAAGAAGGUCCGAAAGCUAAUGAUAUCAUACAGAUUAUGAGAAUGGAACAUGGAUGCGAGAUAUCGAAAUCAUUAGCGUGGGACGCUCGUGAGUAUGCGAUUAAUCUGGUUAGAGGCAUUCCCGAGCAGAGUUUUGGAAAAAUUCCGAAAUACUUGCACAUGCUGAAAGAAGCUAAUCCAUGAACACACACUUUUUACGAAACCGAUGUCGAUGGUAAAUUAAAAUUUCUCUUUCUUUCGUUUGGGCAAUCAGUACGAGGAUUUCAUACAUCCAUGCGAAAAGUUCUUGUUGUUGAUGGGACAUUUUUGAAGAGCAAAUACAAAGGAGUAUUACUUGUUGCGACAGCUUUAGAUGGAAACUCCAACUUGUAUCCUAUUGCAUUUGCUGUUGUCGACUCGGAAAAUGAUCGUUCAUGGAAUUGGUUUUUCAGACAACUAAAGGUUGUUGUUCCGGACGAGCGUGCUCUUGCGUUUGUGUCGGACAGAAAUAACUCACUUUGUAAGGGGCUUGAGAAUGUGUAUCCUCUUUCUCAACAUGGAAUUUGUAUUCACCAUUUGUUAAAUAAUGUGGUCACACAUUACAGAGGAAAAGGAGUGGUUGGAUUGAUUGCAAAAGCUUCUAAAGCUUAUAGAGUUGUUGAUUUUCAGAAGCGAUUCGAAGCUGUGUGCAAUAUUAGUCCAGCUAUUGGAGAAUAUUUAACAGAUGCAAAUGUUACAAAGUGGGCUCGCUGUCAGUUUCAAGGAUACAGGUAUGACAUCAGGACGACAAACCCGACUGAGUCAAUAAACUCUGCUUUGCGCUCACCAAGAGAGUAUCCAGUCAUUCCUUUGUUGGAUAGCAUCAGAGAAAUGCUUACCCGUUGGUUUUUCGAACGACGCACACGAAGCAGGAAGCACACAAUGCCAUUAACUAUUGCCAUCGAGAAAAAGAUAGAUAGACGGAUUAACAAGGGUAAAACGUUUCUUGUCCAGCCAGUUAACGAGCAUCGUUUUUUGGUUCGUGGAGAUACAAUCGACUGCCUAGUUGAUUUGGACAGAAGAACCUGCUCUUGUGGGAAAUAUGACCUACUGAAAAUCCCAUGUAGACACGCAAUCAAGGCUGGUUUAACAGUUAGCCGCGCCCCAUCCUCACUAACGGAUUUCAUGUACACGACUUCCAAUUGGAGAACAGCUUAUGAAGAAACUAUCAAUCCAAUAGGUGUUCCUGACGAUAGUUGGGUGGUUCCAAAUACUGUUCGGAAUGCCAGUGUGCUAGCUCCUGAAUCAAGAAGAGGAGCAGGAAGGAGAAGAAAGCGCAGGUAUGAGACUGUUGAAGACAAGCUCCGUUCGUCGCAAGGAGCUCAAGAAAAAAAGAGGCGCAGGUGCAGUCGAUGUGGCGAAGAGAAUCAUAACAGGGCUACGUGUGACAGAGCUAUUUAGACAUGUCUUUGUUUUCGAUUUUCUUGUUUUUCAUUUUGGUGUUGGUUACUUGAUUUGUUUGGUUUUCUUGCUUCUGGAUUUUCUUGUUCUUGGAUAUGGUUUACUUCAUUUUAUGCAAUCAUUCCUUCGUUUUCUGCAAUGUUAUAUAUUUGACAAUAAGUUGUAAACUGAAGCUGAUCAAUAUGUUUCUCUGCAACUUUUACUCUUUAAAAAACAUGAAAUAGACUCUGAACUGAAGCUGCUUAUAAAGCCAACGAUUGUAAACAAGAAUCCAUAGAGUAUAUUAGUCAAAAUAAUGAAAAACAAAACUGCAAACUUAAUAGAUUCUGAAGAAAAUCAAACUCAGACAACAAGCAACCGACAACUAGAACUUGCUCAGACACGAAGAGAAGUCCAUAUUCCUACGAUUGCUCCUACAACUACCAUAGCCACCGUUGCAAUCUUUAGCUUGUGUUUCAUCUCGUGUGCAACUCUAGCAAUCUCCAAGUCUACCUUCUCUUUAAGCUUUUCGGACAUCUGACGUUCAACUCUAACCAUCUCGGACUUCACCUUUUCCAUAACCCUUUCUUCAAACUUCGUAAUCACUGGAGCAACCCUCUCAUGUUUCGCAUCGACCAUCCGAAUUUCCUCAAUCAAAGCUUCAUCAAUCUAUUUAAAUAGAUGAUUCUCAGUUUUUCUCUAGCGCAAAAGAAACAAAAUUCAGUCAGUAUUGUAUUAUGAACUGUAAAUCUAAGUGAUAUAGUAUGGUUUAAUCUGCAACACGAAAUCAAAACAGGGACUUACAUCUCUCGCGAUUUCGCAUUGGUAGAAUCGUCGAUACCUAUUCUCCGCCGUCGAUGAACCAAACGCGGUUAUGCCCUCGCCAUACCAACAUCUUGUAGGCACACCAUGAGUAGAGAUUCGAGGAAAACGAGUAGAAGAUGUUGACGAACUGGUCAUUGCGAUUUUGUUGCUAGAUUCGCAGAUAAAGAACCCUAAUCCCCUUUUCUCUAUACUUUAUGUUCUUAAGUUUCGACAAAUGAAAAGAAACUCACGUGUUUGGGGGUGUGUGGACCCGGGUUUAGGGUCGGAUUUUAAAAAUUUUCGGGUGGGCCUAGUGGGUAUAAACCGUAAUUGGGUUAUACUCUAAAACACUUAUAUUAGCUGCUCAAAUGCUACACUCUAAUACAUAAAAAUCGACUUCUGAGAAGUAUAUGAAGACAAAAUUUGAAAAUACUAACCCGUAAAUCAUAUCUUAGGAAUCAAUUAAAAUCGUCAUGUUACAUAUUAUAUUAUCAAGAAAUUGUUAAACCCACAAUUCUUAUUUACUCUUGUUAAAUACUACACUCUAUAAAUCGAUUUUAACAAUUUCUUGAUAAUAUAAUAUGUAACAAUUGUGAUAGUUUAGGGGUUUAGGGGUUUGAACCGUAAUGAAUUUAGGGGUUUCAACCCGUUUUUAUUUAAAAUGAAAACUAUCAUAACAACUAACAACAACAAUUAACCAUGAACUCAAAUAAAUUAGAUAGGGUUGAAACCCUAUACCCUAAAUCACUUAAUAUAUUAGUUUCGAAACAUAAACAAUAAUCGUGAACUGAAAUAGUAGAUCAGUUUCAAAACAAUCAAAGUAGUGCAUGAACUGAAAUGAUAAACCACAAACUAUCAAAGACAACAA